CGCCGCUUUCCUCCCGCCCCUCUCUGGAGUGAGGCGAGAGCCCCGCACAGAGCGAGCGAGACAGCGAGCAGAGCUCCGGGCGCUACCGCCACCGCAGCGGAGAGAGCGUGAGAGCGAGGGAGCAUCUGAGAGACCCAGCCUCCGCGCACUGGCCACGGCCGAGACCUUCGUCCUGACCUGGACCGGCGGGAGUCGCGGCCACCCCUCUUUUCCCCCCCUCACCUUCCCGGCCGGCAGCGGCGGCUGCACACGCCGGAGCCCGAGCCGGAGCCGGCGGCUGGGGGGGCUGGGAGGCGGCCACCUCAGGCCGGGACUAGUCAGCUACUCCGCGGUGAGAAGACGCUGAGGAGGGGGUCGGAGCUUCUGUCUCGUCCCGGGGCGCGGGGCGAGGGACCCCCAACGUGUAGGGAGGGGGUCCCAGCCGCAGCGACACAUGCGGGAGCCGGGAGCGGGGGCGGCGCCGAGCGGAGCCGGCCGGGUCCCCCACCUCGCCGCCGCCUCGGCCACCCGCCCGGGGCCAUAGCAUCUUGCCCCCAGAGUGUAUGAACCCGGGACCCACGCUCAGCAACCACCCCCCGGCCGGGGGGGCGGGGACCCCAAUGUGAAGCGGCGGCCCCGGCGGCGGGGAGAGCAGGACCGGCGCCACCGUCCUUUCCUUACCUUCCCCCUCUCCUCAGCCCCCUCGCGAGGGGGGGGGGUCUUUUCCCUCGGCCUGUCGCCGGCCCCCCGGCUCCUCGGCAGGACUCCGGGAGGAGUUCUUAGAGCCCCCUCCCCCGCCCCAGCCCCGAGGGCGGCGGGGCCGGGGGGGACCCGGGGGGCCGGCCGCAGCCUCAGCCCAGAGGAAAACUUUAUAAAAGCAAAAUCUGGAGCCUCCCAAACGUGACUGUCCCGGGAGAAGUGGCCCAGGACGGGCAGCGGACACAGCCUGAAGGGACCCAGGAAGAGGAAAAGCGGAGGUAAGCGGGGCCGCUGCCGCCUCCUCUGCUCCGGCAGCGCGGAAGAGACCCGGGUGACCGCCUGGCUUAGAGACACAAGCACCGCUUCUUCCUCAGUAACGCGCCGAGCCUUCCGCAGCUGCCGCUUCAGAGCGAACGAGGAAGGGAACCAGCCCACUUUCUCAGCGCCACGGCUCUUCCCUAAAGUGGAAUCUCAACCAGCAGAGGGAUUUUUAACAGGCUACCUAAGUAUUUGGAUUACUUCCUUAGGAUAGAUUGCCAGAAGUGGAGUUACUGGGUCAGAGGAAUGUGAAAUCCUUUGCAUCUUCUGAUAGUCUAGCCAAGGUCCAAGAAGUAGCAAGCUGGCUUUUGGAAAUGAAUCAGGAACUGCUCUCUGUGGGCAGCAAAAGACGACGAACUGGAGGCUCUCUGAGAGGUAACCCUUCCUCAAGCCAGGCAGAUGAGGAGCAGAUGAACCGCGUGGUAGAGGAGGAACAGCACCAGCAGCAGCAGCAGCAGCUCCGACAACAAGAGGAGGAGCACACCGCAAGGAAUGGUGAAGUCAUUCGAGCAGAACCUAGGCUUGGAGACCAGAACGACUCCCAGCAAGGACGGUUGGAAGAAAACAACAAUCGAUUCAUUUCGGUAGAUGAGGACUCCUCAGGAAAUCAGGAAGAACAAGAAGAAGAUGGAGACCAUGCUGGUGAGCAAGAUGAGGAGGAUGAAGAGGAAGAGGAAAUGGACCAGGAGAGUGAUGAUUUUGAUCAGUCUGAUGACAGUAGCAGGGAAGAUGAACAUACACAUAGUAACAGUGUCACAAACUCCACUAGUAUCGUGGACCUGCCUAUUCACCAACUCUCCUCCCCGUUCUAUACAAAGACAACAAAAAUGAAAAGAAAAUUGGACCAUGGUUCUGAGGUCCGCUCUUUUUCUUUGGGAAAGAAACCAUGCAAAGUCUCAGAAUAUACAAGUACCACUGGACUUGUACCAUGUUCAGCAACACCAACAACUUUUGGAGACCUGCGAGCAGCCAAUGGCCAAGGGCAACAACGACGUCGAAUUACAUCUGUCCAACCACCUACAGGCCUUCAGGAAUGGCUGAAAAUGUUUCAGAGCUGGAGUGGACCAGAGAAAUUGCUUGCUUUAGAUGAACUUAUUGAUAGUUGUGAACCAACACAAGUAAAACAUAUGAUGCAAGUGAUAGAACCCCAGUUUCAACGAGACUUCAUUUCCUUGCUCCCUAAAGAGCUGGCACUUUAUGUGCUUUCAUUCCUGGAACCCAAAGACCUGCUACAAGCGGCUCAGACUUGUCGCUACUGGAGAAUUUUGGCUGAAGACAACCUUCUCUGGAGAGAGAAAUGCAAAGAAGAGGGUAUUGAUGAACCAUUGCACAUCAAGAGAAGAAAAGUAAUAAAACCAGGUUUCAUACAUAGUCCAUGGAAAAGUGCAUAUAUCAGACAGCACAGAAUUGAUACUAACUGGAGGCGAGGAGAACUCAAAUCUCCUAAGGUUCUGAAAGGACAUGAUGAUCAUGUGAUCACAUGCUUGCAGUUCUGUGGUAACCGAAUAGUUAGUGGUUCUGAUGACAACACUUUAAAAGUUUGGUCAGCGGUCACAGGCAAAUGUCUGAGAACAUUAGUGGGACACACAGGUGGAGUAUGGUCAUCACAGAUGAGAGACAAUAUCAUCAUUAGUGGAUCUACAGAUCGGACUCUAAAAGUGUGGAAUGCAGAGACCGGAGAAUGUAUACACACCUUGUAUGGGCAUACUUCCACUGUCCGUUGUAUGCAUCUCCAUGAAAAAAGAGUUGUUAGUGGUUCUCGAGAUGCCACUCUUAGGGUUUGGGAUAUUGAGACAGGCCAGUGUUUACAUGUUUUGAUGGGUCAUGUAGCAGCAGUCCGCUGUGUUCAAUAUGAUGGCAGGAGGGUUGUUAGUGGAGCAUAUGAUUUUAUGGUGAAGGUGUGGGAUCCAGAGACUGAGACCUGUCUACACACGUUGCAGGGGCAUACUAAUAGAGUCUAUUCAUUACAGUUUGAUGGUAUCCAUGUGGUGAGUGGAUCUCUUGAUACAUCAAUUCGAGUUUGGGAUGUGGAGACGGGGAAUUGCAUUCACACGUUAACGGGACACCAAUCGUUAACAAGUGGAAUGGAACUCAAAGACAAUAUUCUUGUCUCUGGGAAUGCAGAUUCGACAGUUAAAAUCUGGGAUAUCAAAACAGGACAAUGUUUACAAACAUUGCAAGGUCCUAACAAGCAUCAGAGUGCUGUAACCUGUUUACAGUUCAACAAGAACUUUGUAAUUACCAGCUCAGAUGAUGGAACUGUAAAACUAUGGGACUUGAAAACGGGUGAAUUUAUUCGAAACCUAGUCACAUUGGAGAGUGGGGGGAGUGGGGGAGUUGUGUGGCGGAUCAGAGCCUCAAACACAAAGCUGGUGUGUGCAGUUGGGAGUCGGAAUGGGACUGAGGAAACCAAGCUGCUGGUGCUGGACUUUGAUGUGGACAUGAAGUGAAGAGCAGAAAAGACGAAUUUGUCCAAAUGUGUAGACGAUAUACUCCCUACCCUUCUCCAUGGAAAAAAAAAAA
Molecule: messenger RNA, 3519 nt
Organism: Lynx canadensis (Canada lynx)
Lineage: Eukaryota; Metazoa; Chordata; Mammalia; Carnivora; Felidae
Gene: FBXW7
Product: F-box and WD repeat domain containing 7
Exons: 14
Coding region: 1311-3446 (711 amino acids)
Biological process (GO): ubiquitin recycling; proteasome-mediated ubiquitin-dependent protein catabolic process
Cellular component (GO): cytoplasm; nucleus
Molecular function (GO): ubiquitin binding
Source: RefSeq, a predicted model, not a curated record